This is a messenger RNA of Trypanosoma theileri, 12489 nucleotides long. RefSeq names its product dynein heavy chain. The record is from RefSeq and is a predicted model, not a curated record. The transcript has a single exon. The coding region runs from base 1 to 12489 and encodes 4162 amino acids. NCBI's taxonomy places the organism in Eukaryota, Euglenozoa, Kinetoplastea, Trypanosomatida, Trypanosomatidae. Gene Ontology annotation, biological process: microtubule-based movement. Gene Ontology annotation, molecular function: minus-end-directed microtubule motor activity; dynein intermediate chain binding; dynein light intermediate chain binding. Gene Ontology annotation, cellular component: dynein complex.
AUGUCUAUUUCCUUUAAGGAACUUAUUGCACUCCGUCGUGUGCACUUGGCACAACAACAGCAACAGAGGAAAGAGAACAGAACCACCACCGCCUCUGUUACGCUUGACUCUCUAAAUAGGUACACACGUGGAACAGAGAAUUCUCCUCAGAGUGAGGUUGAUGGCAGCGAAAAUGAUGUUGAGACAGUUGAACAACAACAACAACAACAGCAGCAACAGCAGUCUCGGGAACAAUCGCAAGAACCUUUUUGGUUAAGAGAUGAGACGAAUGAAAGGAGUCCACCCCGUCAACGGCCGUGGUCUCAACCGGUCAUUGGAAGAUAUGCUAUGGAGGAGGAAGUUCCUCGUAGUGAGGAACCAAAGGUAUUUGUACCGUAUGAAACGGUUAGGGGUGACCUUCCUAGAGCUGAGGUCAUGCGACGUUGGCGACGACGAUAUGAUGAAUUUUCAGUAGAAACGAUGUUAAAGGAAAUGAACAUUAUAGUGGAUGGAGAGAUGCCUGAUGAGAUACCGGGUUCCUAUCACACAUUACUCCCUCUUGAUGCUUUUGAUGAUAAACGUUUUGAGGAACUUUCACCAGAAGAUUGGUUAGCUAAACGUGAUGGAUCGGGUGGUGUUCCGUGUAUGGUAUUACGUCAUGUAGGGAAAUGGCGUUGGUUUAACGGAUCUGUAACAUCAUGGGAUAAGGAAACGAAUCUCUUAACUACACAUCUUCUUGAAACCGAUGGAAAUGAUGAUUCUACUUCUCCUCUUCAAAAUGAAAAGAGAGAUAUUAUUACUGUACCUCGUGUGUAUGUAUGCUUUAAAGCAGAAAAUCCACGUAAUUUUGUUGAACGAUUUACUGAAGCAUUUCGCAUGCGAAAAUUAGUAGAAAGUGUACUUCGAGAACAAUUAUAUGUUGAAUCUAUUCCACCAGAUGAAUUUCAGGUUAUUGAUCCAUCUGUAUUGACUCGUAUACAUCAAUUAUCUCUUAAUAUACCAAUUCUUUAUGAGAAUGAAGCUACUUUAAAUGUAACAGAAGCUCUUGAAGAAGUUCGAACGGAUUAUUCCCGUGUAAUGAACCUUGAAUUAUUAAAAAAUGUAACGAAACAUGGAGGACUUCUUCAACUUCUUGGUGGAUCAACACUUCCUCCUGCAGAACCUGUUAAGAAAGUACAAGAACGUGGAAUUUACAAAUUGCGGAAUAAUUGUUUCAAUGAUGUCUUAAAUGCUUUUAAUCGUGAUUCUCUUAUUGCUCGAAAUGAUCUUUCUAUUGGUGUUCUUCAACGUGUACGGGAAGGAAAUGAUGCAUUAGAAUCUCGUAGUGUAUUUCGUAUUGGUCAACCUCUAGAUGAGGUUUGUCCUAUUAUGAUGGAUGCUUUUGAAGAAUUACAACUUGGAUAUAUUAGAGAAAGUGCCCAAUAUUUACGAGAAACUUGGGUUCCUGGUAUUUCAGACUACAUUAAACGUGUUUUUUCUCCAUUUACUGGGAAUGAUGAAAUUAAUCUUCACCUUAGUGAAUCUGAAUAUGAAGGAUCCAAGACACAACGAUUGAUGAGUACUAUAACGAUCCAAAUGCAGGAUUCUCUUCGAUUAUUAUUAAGGAAAUCCCUUUUUGAUUUUGCUUCCUUUAUUGAUGAAGCUGCAAAAUAUAAAGUUACCGUACGAGGUAUGACAGACGUGGAAGUAGAACCUUUAGUUGAAAAAGAACAUGUACGAAUAACUCCACUUUUUAAAGUAAUACUUGUAGAUGAUGAGAAUCGUGUUCUUCAUUAUGUUACUUCCGCUACAGAUUUUUCCAAAAUGCUUGUUGAACUUGUCAAGCGGUGUUUAACAUUGCAUACUGGAGUACGUUCUGUAGAACGUCGACUUUUUAGUUUUUUAUACGAUCCUGCCACCGCCUUUGUACCUUCUAUAGAUACAAAAGAUGCUGAUGUUCAAGCUUGUAUAGAUCAACUAAAUCAAACCCUUUCACGUGCGGAAGUACCUCUUGAGACGUAUUUAUCUAUGUAUCAAGAGUUUACAGAACUCGUCGCGCUUGACGUGACUCAAUAUGUAGAAUAUUUUAAGACACAGUUUACCACUACGAAAGGUGUAGUGGAGGAAAUUCAACGGCACAUGGAUCAACGUUUGGAGAUUGAGAAACGUAUUCCACGUUUUGUAAAUCUUGGUCUAUUUCAAGUAGAUUGUACAGAUUUAAAAUUACGUUUAUCUAACAAAUGUUCUAAUAUUGCCAAUAUGCUUUUAAAUGUUAUGAUGCAACGGGCGAAUUUAAAAGCUUCAGAAGUAAGUGACGCAUUUCGAGAUCUUCGUGAAACUCUUAUGAAGUCUACAGAAACACCAGAAGAAGUUGUAGAAAGACAAGAGUUUAUAAAGACUAUUCCUGAAAAAGUUUUUGAUUUACAAGCCAUGAUUGUUGAAAUUCAGGAAAUUCAUGCUAUUCUUGAUAACUUUCAAGUUCCUCUUGGUGAAGAAGAUUUUAAUAAAAAAUGGGUAGCCAUUGGAUGGCCAGCAAGAUUAGAUGAUGAUAUUAUUCAACGACAACAUGAACUUGAGCAAACAAAAAGAAGUCUUAUUAUUAGUCUUCGUAAAUCACAAGAAGCAUUUCAAGAGAAAAUUGAUCAAAUGCAACAAACUGUGGAAGGUUUCCAUCGUCGCACAAACGUUAAUAAGAUCAAUGAUAUUGUAACAGAUGUGAAUGCCGUACUUGAACAUAUUCAACUUUUAAUGGAAACAGCCAAUACUAUUAAUACACAUGAGUCUCUUUUUGAACUUGACACUACAGAUUACAGUGUAGUACGUGAUCUCUCUGCUGAUUUUGAACCUUUUGCCUCACUUUGGCUUACAGUUCAUGAUUGGAGUUCAGCCACUCGUGAGUGGAAUAAUAAACCUUUUAUUGAGAUUGAUGCUGAGGCAAUGGAACAGCGAGUUAUAAAGAAUUAUCAAACGAUUUGUAAAAGUAGUCGUGAUCCUAAACUUACUGAAAUUCUUGUGAAUAUAGCCCAAAAAACUAAAAAGAAAAUUGAAGAAUUUAAACCCAUGUUACCUUUUGUAAAGUAUUUACGUACAGAAGGUUUAAAAGAUAGACAUUGGGAUCAAAUUUCAAAAGAAAUUGGUUAUGAAGUGAGACCUGGAAAAACUCUUAUUGCCCUUAAUGAUCUCAAAACACUAAAAGUAAAUGAAUAUGAAGAAAUUCUUCUUCGAAUAUCUGAAGUGGCAUCCCGUGAGUAUCAAAUUGAGAUAUCUCUUAAAAAGAUGAAAGCCGAAUGGGAAAGUAUAGGAUUAAAUGUACAAUCCUAUAAAUCUACUGGUUGUUAUGUACUACCAAAGGAUUCUGUAGAUACAAUUCAAGAAAAAUUGGAUGAUCAAAUGCUUAUUACACAAUCACUUGGAUUUUCACCAUUUAAAAAGAUGUUUGAAAAUGAUAUUACCAUGUGGGAAACAUCUCUUAAACAAGUUCAAAAUGUUAUGGAUGAAUGGCUUAUUUGUCAAAAGGCAUGGUUAUAUUUAGAACCAAUCUUUCAAUCAGAAGAUAUUAUUAGACAAUUACCUCGUGAAGCGAAAAGAUUUCAAAAAGUAAAUGAAAAUUGGCGUAAACUUACCAAUAAAGCUCAUGAAAUAGAAUUAUCAUUGGAUUUUUGUAUACUUAGUGAAUCUUUAACAUUAUUUAAAGAAAAUAAUGAACUUUUAGAGCUUAUUCAAAGAGGUUUGAAUCAAUAUUUGGAAAGUAAAAGAUCUUCCUUUGCAAGGUUUUAUUUUCUUUCGGAUGAUGAAUUACUUACUAUACUUUCUGAAGCUCGUGAUCCUCAGAAAAUUCAACCUCAUUUCCGUAAAUUAUUUGAAAAUAUUAUGGAAAUAGAUAUGCGAGAACCAAAUAAUGAAAUGUAUGGUAUGUAUUCACAGAUGCGAGAAUAUAUACCAUUUGAUCAAUCUAUUAUUCCUCGUAAGAAUAUUGAGAAUUGGUUAACAGAAAUUGAACAAAUGAUGCGAUUAUCUAUUCGUUCUCAAUUAUCUAAAGGAUUAAAAAUUUGUGCUACAAGUGGUCGUGAAGAUCUUAUUCUUAAUUCUCCUGGUCAAGUAGCUAUUGCAGUAAAUCAAAUUUUAUGGACACGUGAUUGUGAACAGAGUUUUAAAGAACAUGGUUCUUUAAUUCCACAUGUUCCAAAAGCAAAGGAAAAUUUAAUGGAACUUGUAGAAAUUGUAAGACGUCCUCUUUCAAAUCUUCAACGAAUGAAUUUAAGUGGUCUUAUCACUAUUGAAGUACAUGCCAGAGAUAUUGUAGAACAAUUAGCAGAAGAAAAAGUAGAUAGUGUAUUUGCUUUUGAAUGGGUUUCACAACUUCGUUCUUAUUGGGAAAAUAAUGAUUGUUUUUUGCGUCAAGUGGAAGCUCAAUUUCAGUAUGGUGGAGAAUAUCUUGGUAAUACCACACGUCUUGUCGUGACUCCAUUAACUGAUCGUAUUUAUUUAACUCUCACAGGAGCUAUGCAUAUGUUUCUUGGUGGAGCUCCUGCAGGUCCUGCGGGUACGGGAAAAACAGAAACUGUAAAGGAUCUUGCUAAAGCGGUAGCUAAACAAUGUGUGGUAUUUAAUUGUCAAGAAGGAAUGACCUAUGCAUCUAUGGGAAAGUUUUUUAAAGGAUUAGCUCAAGCUGGUGCGUGGGCUUGUUUUGAUGAAUUUAAUCGUAUAGAUGUAGAGGUGCUCUCUGUGGUAGCUCAGCAAGUAUCAUCAUUACAAGAAUCUGCACGUACAAAACAAUAUCGUAUUUGUUUUGAAGGAACAGAAAUUAUAGUAGAUCCAUCCUAUUCUGUCUUUAUCACAAUGAAUCCAGGUUAUGCUGGACGUACAGAAUUACCAGAUAAUUUAAAAGUUCUUUUCCGUCCAGUGGCUUGUAUGGUACCAGAUUAUGCGAUGAUUGCAGAGAUUCGUCUCUUUUCAUUUGGUUACUCCAAUUCACGUGCAUUAGCACAAAAGAUGGUAGCAACAUUUCGAUUAAGUUCUGAACAACUUUCUUCACAAGAUCAUUAUGAUUUUGGUAUGCGUGCUGUGAAUACGGUUAUUUCUGCCGCAGGUCUGAUGAAACGUGAAUCUCCUGACGAAGAAGAAGAUGUGUUACUUCUUCGUGCCUUACGGGAUUCAAAUAUGCCUAAAUUCUUAGAACAGGAUCUUAUUUUAUUUUCUGGUAUUAUUUCUGAUUUAUUCCCUGGUGUGGAACUCCCAGUACGGGAUUAUGGAUCUUUACUAAAUGUACUACGUGAAAAGGCAAUAGAAAUGCAUUUGGAACCGACAGAUAUGUUUCUUAAGAAAUGUGUACAAUUGUAUGAAAUGAAUAUUUUACGACAUGGUCAAAUGAUUGUGGGACCAACAAUGGGUGGAAAAACAUGUGCAACUCGAGUUCUACAAGCGGCAAUGACAAAAUUACGAGUAGAAUUAAAUGAAGAACGUUUUGCAGAAGUACAAAUACACUGUUUAAAUCCAAAAUCUAUUACGAUGGCUCAAUUAUAUGGUGGAUUUGAUGAUGCCACAGGAGAAUGGCGUGAUGGUCUUGUAGGUGAAUUAUUUCGAAUUGCCGCUCGUGAUACAUCCGAUACGAAACAUUGGAUUUACUUUGAUGGACCGGUAGAUGCACUUUGGAUUGAAUCUAUGAAUACUGUAUUAGAUGAUAAUAAGAAACUUUGUUUAAUUUCAGGUGAAAUUAUUGCCAUGACACCUUAUAUGAGUUGUUGGUUUGAAGUUGAAGAUCUCGCCGUGGCUUCACCCGCUACCGUUUCUCGUGCAGGUAUGAUUUAUAUGGAACCUGUGAGUUGUAUUGGUGUAGGGGCUUUUAUCUCUACAUGGUUACAACAUAGACUUCCCAGUACAAUGGAUCCAUAUAAGGAAGUACUUGAAAAAUUAUCCACCACCUUAUUUCCUAUACUGAUUGAUUUUGUUCAACAAGAAGUAAUGGAAUACAGUCCAUCAGUUUGGCCAAAUUUGGUUAUUUCAUGUUUUAACAUUUUAGAAGCUUUGUUAACACCAUUUACCCCAACAAGAGCCACAGAAGUACCACAAGAACGAUUAGAACGAUUAAAAGAAAUUUAUAUGCAUUUAUUUGUCUUUUCUAUUGUAUGGUCUUUUGGAGCUACAGGUGAUAUGCAAAGUCGUCAACGAUUUGAUAAUUUCUUACGAGAUCAAUUACAUGAUUUAAAUGUUGGUAUUGAACUUCCAGUUAUUGGUUGUAUUCAAGAUUAUGAAUUUGUAGUAGAUGAGGCACGAUGGAUUCUUUGGACUGAUCGUUUAGCGACAUUUAAUGUACAAGUAACGGCACAGAAUGUAGCGGAUAUUAUUGUACCUACGGCAGAUGUCGCUCGAUAUAAAUAUAUUAAUAAACUCCUUUUACAGAAAUCUUUCCAUACUCUUUGUUGUGGUCCUACUGGUACUGGUAAAACGGUAUUACUUCAACAAUUAUUAAUGAAUGAGAUGCCAAAAGAGUUUACACCCAUUUUCUUUACAUUUUCUGCCCGUACAAGUGCGAAUCAAACACAAGAUUUGAUAUUUUCUAAAUUUGAUGUCCGACGUCGAGCUUCACCCCAAAUUUGGGGAGCUCCUGUAAAUAAAAAGUUUAUUAUCUUUAUUGAUGAUAUGAAUAUGCCAGUAAAGGAACAAUAUGGAGCACAACCACCUAUUGAGAUUUUACGUCAAUAUAUGGAUUAUAAAGGAUGGUAUGAUCGUAAAACACGUGAAUUCUUUCAAAUUGUGGAUGUUGUCUUUACAGCCGCUAUGGGACCCCCAGGAGGAGGAAGAACACAUGUAAGUCAACGUUUCCUUCGUCAUUUUAAUCUUAUUUCUUUCCCAGAUGUGGAUGAAGAUAGUAUGAAACGUAUUUUUGUUUCUAUACUAGAAAGUUAUUUUAAACCUUUUGGUGAAGAUGUUCGUACAAAGUUAUCAUCUGUUGUGGUAGCAUCUAUAGAAAUAUUUAAUACCGUUACCAAAGAACUUCGUCCAACCCCAUCACGUCCACAUUAUCUUUUUAAUUUACGUGAUCUUUCUAAAGUGAUGAGUGGACUUCUUAAAGCGACUCCCAAGACAACUACUUCAUUGGUGGCACUUCUUAGAUUAUGGGUUCAUGAGGAAUUACGUACCUUUAAAGAUCGUCUUACAAGUGAAGAAGAUAGAGAAUGGUUUGAUCAACAAUUGCAUAAACAGGUGGAAAAACAUUUUAAAAUGUCUUUUGAUACAGUAAUCCCACCUGAAAAAGGAACCGAUGGUUUAUUAUUUGUAGAUUUCCUUAAUACAAAAUCAGAUUUACUCGUUUAUGAAGAAGUACAAGACCCUAAUCAUCUUGUGAAGACAUUAGAGGCAAAAUUGGUAGAAUAUAAUAAUAUUUCUUUUCAUAAAAUGAAUCUUGUUAUGUUUGCUUAUGCGGUUGAACAUAUUUGUCGAAUUGCCCGAGUUAUUCGAAAACCCAAUGGACAUGUUUUACUAUUAGGUGUAGGUGGUUCUGGUCGUCAAUCCCUUUCUCGUGUAGCCGCAUUCCUUAAUGAGUUUGAAGUCUUUCAAGUGGAAAUAUCAAAAGGUUACUCUAUGAAUACAUGGCGUGAAGAUAUUAAAACAGCCUUAAGACGAGUAGCCUUUCAUAACAAACAAGUUUUAUUCCUUUUUACCGAUACACAAAUUGUGAAUGAAUCUAUGUUAGAGGAUGUUAAUAAUCUUCUAAACUCUGGAGAAGUACCUAAUCUCUUUGUUGGACCAGACUUGGAUGAAGUUUUUAAUGCUAUGAAACCUGUUUGUAUUAGUGAGGGUAUUCAUCUUGAUAAGGUAAGUAUGUAUGCCAGAUUUGUAAAAUUUUGUAAAUUUAAUUUACAUGUUUCUCUUUGUAUGUCACCUUUGGGAGAAACCUUUCGUAGUCGUUUACGUAUGUUUCCUGCACUUGUAAAUUGUUGUACCAUUGAUUGGUUUACCGCAUGGCCUACUCAAGCUUUGAGAAGUGUGGCACAUAAUUACUUUAGUAAUCUAAAACUAUUAAAAGAGAAUGAAGUUAAUAGUUGUACAGAUUUAUGUGUGAUGAUUCAUCAAAGUGUGGAAGAUAUCUCUAUUCGUUUUCUUGAGGAAACAAGACGUCAUAAUUAUGUAACCCCAACUUCUUUCUUGGAAUUACUUCAAACUAUUAAACGAUUACUUGAAUCUCAAACUGAAUCUGCUAAUAUGCGAAGACAUCGUCUUCAAAAUGGAUUAAAUAAAUUACGAGAAACAGAAGUUGCAGUAUCAGAAUUACAGCAAACACUUGCCAUGAAUCAACCUAUUCUUCUUCAAAAGAGUGAAUCUAUUAAAAGACUCAUGGAAGAGAUUGUGGUUCAAACCGCAUCUGCAGAAGAAACCAAGAAGGAAGCUGAAAAGGAAGAAUCUGCAGUGGCUGCCAAACAACGUGAAUGUGCGGCAAUUGAAGAAGAAGCUCAUGAACAAUUAAGUGAAGCUUUACCGGAAUUAGAUCGGGCAUUAGAGAGUUUGGCAAACUUAAAAUCUUCACAAAUUACAGAAGUGGCGGGUUAUAAAGCCCCUACACCUGGUGUAGUGAUGACUAUGCAGGGAAUUGCCAUUUUAUUCCAAAUUAAACCCGUUAUGAAAGCUGGUGGACCAAUGGAAGAGAAAAAACCGGAUUAUUGGGCAACCGCAAAGGAACAAUUAUUAAAUAAUCCCAAUAUGUUAAUGCAGCGACUCAUGACUUAUGAUAAGGAACAUAUUCCUGAACGACUCAUACAAGCUGUGAUGCCAUUAGUCACAUCGGAGGAUUUUACACCUAAAAAGAUUGCCGGGGCGAGUCAAGCCUGUGCGGCGAUGUGUCAAUGGACUCAUGCGAUGGUGAAAUUUCAUGAAGUAAAUAAAAAAGUGGAACCCUUACGGCAAAGAUUAGCAAUUGCACAAGAUGAUAAUCGUGUUUUUCAGGAAAAACUUCGUUUAGCACAGGAACAAUUAGAGGCGGUGGCGAUGAAAUUAAAAGGUUUACAAGAUGAUAAGACAAGAGCAGAAAAUGAAAUGAAAGAACUUGAAGAAGUUGUUCGUAUGACAGAAAUUAAACUUGGUAGAGCCGCUAUGUUGAUUGAUGGAUUAGCAGGAGAAAAGAAAAAUUGGACAAGUACUUUACAAGAAAUUAAUGAAAAUUCUAAAUUUUUAUUAGGUAAUAUGAUUGCCGCUGCAGGACAAAUUGCAUAUGUUGGACCUUUUACAGCUUCUUACCGAAAUGAUUUACUUCAAUUAUGGAAAAGUGAAUUAGAAGCACAUCAAAUUACACAUAAUCAACAACUUUCUGUUUAUCAUACUUUACAAGAUCCUAUCGUGACUCAAAAUUGGAAUGUAUGUGGAUUACCAACAGAUGUAUUAUCUAUAGAAAAUGCUAUUAUUAUGACAAAUGCACGUCGUUGGCCUCUUAUGAUUGAUCCUCAAACGCAAGCUAAUAAAUGGAUUCGACAAAUGUAUCCAGAAGGAAUGGAAAUAUUAAAACCUAGUCAAAAAGAUGUUAUUAAACGUAUUGAAUAUGCGGUUCGUUCAGGACGUCCUGUACUUUUGGAAAAUGUUGGUGAAACUAUUGAUGCUAGUCUUAGUCCUCUUUUAGCUAAACAAACCUUUAUUCAAGGUGGACAAGAAAUGAUUCGUUUAUCUGAACAUCCUAUUCCAUGGAAUCCUGAUUUUAAAUUCUUUAUGACUACAAAAUUACCAAAUCCACAUUAUAUUCCAGAAGUUAUGGUACAAGUUACCUUAUUAAACUUUUUUAUUACCCCACAAGGUUUAGAAGAUCAACUUCUCGGUGUGGUAGUUGGACAGGAACGUAAAGAACUUGAAAUGCGUCGAAGUGAAUUAAUUAAAAUGAAUGCCUCUAUGCGAGCUGAAGUAGCAGAAAUUCAAAAAACUAUUUUACGAAAAAUGGAAGAGGUAAAAGGUGAUAUUCUUGAUGAUGAAAGUCUUAUUGAAUAUCUUAAUCAAUCCAAAACGACUACAGAUGAGAUCAAAACAAGAGUUGCAGAAGCUGAAGAAGCAGAAGUAGAAAUUAAUGCUAGUCGUGAAUUAUAUCGUCCAGUUUCUCGUCAUUCUUCAUGUUUAUACUUUUGCUGUGCUACACUUUCAAAUGUAGAUCCUAUGUAUCAGUAUUCAUUACAAUGGUUUGUACGACUCUUUAUAAAUGGUAUUGAAUCUUCAGAACCUUCGGAUGAAUUAGAAACACGACUAACGAAUCUUCAGGAUUAUUUUACGUAUAGUUUUUAUCAGAAUAUUAGUCGUUCAUUAUUUGAAAAACAUAAAAUUAUGUUUUCCUUCUUCCUUUGUGUCCGUAUUCUUCAGCAAGGCAAUGCUAUAGAUGAUGAUGAGUUCCGUUUCUUAUUACAAGGACCAUCUAUGGCUACGAAAACACAACCCAAUCCGGCAUCUUCUUGGCUUAGUGAUUCCACAUGGGCUGAAAUUUGUUAUCUUUCUAACAAUUUUGCAAGUUUUAAAGGGUUUGCCUCUCACUUUUCAGAUAAUCUUGAAUAUUAUCGAGAUAUUUUCAUGUCUUCCAUGGCCCAUAAAGAGAAAUUAAAAGGUGUUUAUAGAGACCGAAUUACACCAAUGGAACAUAUGAUGUUUCUUCGUUGUCUUCGUCCAGAUAAACUUAUGGAAGCUGUACAGGAUUUUGUAACGGAAAAUCUUGGGGAACGUUUUAUUCGUCCACCCCCAUUUGAUCUUCUUACUUCUUUUAAAGAAUCUAAUCCUACAACACCACUUAUUUUUAUUCUUUCUCAAGGUGCAGAUCCUUUUGAAGAUUGGAAAAAAUUUGCGGAAUUACAAAAUAUGGGUAAAAAAUUAUCCGAUAUAUCUCUUGGUCAAGGACAAGGUCCACGUGCAGAGCGAAUGCUGCAAGAAGGAAUGGAAAAUGGAACGUGGGUACUUCUUCAAAAUUGUCAUUUGGCAACUUCUUGGAUGCCGGUGUUAGAACGAUUGGUGGAAUCUAUGGGAACAAGUGGUAUUCAUCCUUCAUUCCGUUUAUGGCUUACUUCCAUGCCAAGUCCACAUUUCCCUGUUUCGGUAUUACAAAAUGGUGUAAAGAUUACAAAUGAACCUCCUAAAGGAAUGCAAGCAAAUGUGACACGAUCUGUAUUAAGUUAUCGUCCGGAAUAUUUGGAAACUUGUGCAAAACCAAAAGAAUUUAAAAAAUUAUUUUUUGCCAUGUCUUUCUUCCAUGCCCUUAUUCAAGAACGUCGAAAAUUUGGACCACUUGGAUGGAAUAUUGCCUAUGAAUAUACUUCUGGAGAUUUGGGUUGUUGUAUUGCUCAAAUACGUAUGUUUUUAGAAAAAUAUGAAGAAGUUCCAUAUAAAGUUAUUAAAGAAUUAAGUGGUAAUAUUCACUAUGGUGGUCGAGUUACGGAUGAUUGGGAUAGACGUACACUUAAUACAAUAUUAGAAGUUUUUGUUACUCCUGAUGUUAUGCAAGAUGGAUAUUAUUUCUCUCCUUCUGGAGAAUAUCAAUCUAUUCCUGCUGGAACCCAAAAAGAUUACCUAGCUUAUAUUGAUUCUUGGCCUCUUAAUACUAAUCCUGAGGUAUUUGGAUUAAAUGAAAAUGCUGAUAUUACAUGUGCACGUAAUGAAACUUUUGAAACAUUAGAAGCUAUAGUAGCUUUACAAGGUGAGGCAGCGCCAAAGAGUACCUUGGGAAAAUCUCCUGAUGAAGAAGUUAUGGAACUUGCUCAGUUUAUUCGAGAGAAAAUAAGUGAACCAUUUAAUAUUAUUGAAUUUAAUAAAAAAUAUCCAACUAUUUAUGAAGAUUCUAUGAAUACAGUUCUUGUACAAGAAGCUAUUCGUUUUAAUCGUCUUACCGUAGUGGUACGAGAAACCCUUGAAUCCCUUCCUCUUGCCAUUAAAGGUGAAGUAUUGAUGAGUCGUGAACUUGAAGAAGUUUAUCGCGCUCUUUACAAUAAUCAAGUUCCGGUAAAGUGGGCAGAACGAGCCUACCCAAGUCUUAAACCGCUUGGAGCUUGGGUAGAUGAUUUAGUUCAACGACUUUCAAUGAUUAAUACAUGGUAUGAACAAGGACACCCAAAUGUAUAUUGGAUUUCUGGAUUUUUCUUCCCACAAGCUUUUCUUACUGGUAUAUUACAAAAUUUUGCUCGAAAAAUGAAAAUUUCUAUUGAUACCGUUAGUUAUGGUUUUGAAUGGAUGAAUACAGAACACAGUACAGUGACGGCUCCUCCUGAAGUGGGAUGUUAUAUUCAUGGUAUCUUUAUUGAAGGAGCUAGAAUAGACCGAUUUACAUUACAAUUGGAAGAAUCUAUGCCAAAGGUGUUAUUUGAACAAGUUCCCAUGUUAUGGCUUAAACCUGUUAUUAACAGAGCGAAACCAAAGAAUGAUGUGUAUGUGUGUCCACUGUACAAAACACUUCGUCGUGCUGGUACGCUGAGUACAACAGGACACUCUACAAACUACGUUCUCACGGUGGAAAUUCCCACUACCGUUGACCCCAAACAUUGGAUAAAACGUGGUGUGGCUCUUAUUUGUGCCCUGAACUCUUAA